AUGGCAAGUAUAGUCAAGAAAAGACUCAUCUUCAAAGCCAAGGAAGGAGCAAUUCCGAAUCCAAUCGAUAUUUUGCUCACAUUCUGCGAUGUCGACGACGUAAAGUUCAAGCGAGAUGGCGCCAAAUUGGUCGCCUGGAAGGUCAUCAAGUUUCCCGCACAGAGAUCAGCUUCUGCCAGAGUGACAUAUCGACGCGAAUUCUGCUUCAUACACCCGCAGGUCAACACAGGGAAUAUCAUUUUUCCUUCCACGAAUAUUCCCCUCAAACUUGGCGAGCAAACCAGCCUCAUCGACGAGACUGGCACUGGUGAUGCCGAAUUUGCGAAAAGCACCAACUUUACCGAUAAAACCUCCAUUCGGGUGGAGAACAAAACGACUGUCAUGCAAGAUAUCGCGGUAGGGAUGAGCCAGGGACAUGCCACUGAACCAGAUAUAAUAUACUGGUACGAAGACGUCGGCGUCGACCAAUUCCGGGUCUUCAAGCCGCUCACCGUCCUAUUCCCUUAUGCGGUUCCGAAUUACGACAAAGGUGUUCUUGCGACGCAAGGUUUGCCAGACAAACCGAUGGACCCUAUCGAUCUCCUGAGCCUCAAACCCGAAACAACAUGGUACUUGACAUACGAAGGCAGCGGCGGAACAUACAAGUUAACAAUGACUGAACCACUGGACGAAGAGGACCGUGAUGCUGGGGAUGGUCGACAGUAG
Molecule: messenger RNA, 705 nt
Organism: Serendipita indica DSM 11827
Lineage: Eukaryota; Fungi; Basidiomycota; Agaricomycetes; Sebacinales; Serendipitaceae
Source: the annotation of a GenBank genome assembly